Messenger RNA from Solanum lycopersicum (tomato), 1436 nucleotides. The record is from RefSeq and is a predicted model, not a curated record. NCBI's taxonomy places the organism in Eukaryota, Viridiplantae, Streptophyta, Magnoliopsida, Solanales, Solanaceae.
AUUUUCCUUUUUUUUUUUCCUAAUCCUAAUUAUAGUAGGAUUAAUAUUCCAUAAAUCCAACUAAAAUAUGGUCAUAAUUACGUCUACCUUUUUAACCUCAAAUUAGACAUCCCCUCACCAAAUUUAUUCCCUAUAUAUACCCUUUAGAAACACAAAUAUUUGUCAUAGUUCCAAAAAAUUCUCAAUUUUAAAAAAUCUUGAAAUUUUAACUAAGACAUCAUGAAGGUGAUUGCAGCUUAUUUGAUGGCUCAAUUAGGUGGAAACUCUAAUCCAUCAGCUAAUGAUUUGAAGAAAAUAUUGAAUUCAGUUGGUGCUGAAAUUGAUGAUGUGAAAAUUGAACUAUUAUUAUCACAAGUUGAAGGCAGAGAUAUUAAUGAAUUAAUUGCUGCUGGUAAAGAAAAAUUGGCUUCUACUACUUGUAUGUCUUUUGGAUAUACAAAUAAUAAUAAUAACAAUAAUAAUGCUAGUAGUGUUGUUGAAGAGAAAAGAGAAGAAAAGAAAGUUGAGAAAGUGGAAGAGUGUGAUGAAGAAGAUUUUAAUUUUAGUCUUUUUGAUUAGAUGUUAUUAGUUUUAUAAUUUAUUGGUGUUACUUAUAAUGUAUUAGUAGUUUUGUUGUUUUGAUUAUGUUCAAGUUUAAUAAAGUUGUUUUCUUUUAAUAAAAAAUUAUUAUGUUUGUAGUUAAGUAUCUUUUCUUCGGAGUUUCUUAGUUGUGGAGUAUAUGGGACGGAUAGGAUAUUCGAUGAUAGCAUUCUCUAUUUUUCUCUAUUUAAGUUUUGAAAUUCGAAAUUACUAAUAAAAGAAAAAGCAACUCUAUUCAAUACAUCACAUUUUUCCAUUGUCACGUACUUUUAAUUUGAUAGUAAUAAUUUCAUAAAAUUAAUUCAAAAAACAUUGGUGAAACGAAGGUUUGGAACUUUGUAGUACCUUUUUGGAGUUAGGUGUUUGCCCUAAUUUUUUCCAUUCUUUUUUAUUAUAUUUGAAUUUUCAAAGCAAAUCGAUCGAGCUAGUUGUGAUAUGUUAGAAGAAUUUGAGUAUAUCACUUAGAGCAUAAAUAUGGGAUAGUGUGACACCCCUAAAGUUCUUUCAAGGCAAAAAAAGGGAAUAUAUAAGUCGUUAGGAGGCAUAUCCGUCUCAGAUAAACUAUCCACCUCAGGGACCAAAGAACUAAAGGAGAAGAGUAUUCCAAUGCUUAAGAAGAGAAGAUAAUUUUAGAGCUUUCUCAUGAAUGAUAAAACCUGAUGUUUUUUUAAUAGUACAAAUUUCUUCCUGAAAUUCACCAGCAAGUGCUUAAGAAAGAGAAAGCCGACUAAAAGACUAUUCCAUAACCGACUCUUAUUAGCAAGUCGAGGAGGCUUGGCUGGUACUAGGCUCUAAAAAAGCAACAUCCCUUGCAUACUUUACCAAGUAAAUAAAUUGCCCAACAAAAUCAGGUUUCA